GAUAAAAUCUGCUACUUAUACGCAACCGCAUUUAGUAGAUUCAACGGUUCGUAGUUCCUCGUAGUAGAACUUGAUCUCGUCUGUGGCGGUUCUCUUUCUGUACCACGAAGCAACGUCCUCGUCCUUUGGUACUACUCGAAACAAGAUCAUCUGAGACUAUGGGCCAGUACAACAAGGCCACGAGUCUCUUCUGGAAGAUGAUCUUCCUCUGGAGCUUUCUCGUUUUCCGAGUUGCAAGGUGUUUCCAGGCUGUCGGGCCUGUUGCAGCGGAUGGACCUUCGACGAUUUCGGGAUCAGGAAGCAGACCAUUGUCUCCAACGAGUACUUCAGUUCCUCUUGGCGAUGACAGCGAAGGCGGGGGCAGUCCCGCGUCAGCCGCUGCAUCUUCGACAGGUUCUUGCGCUCCCACGUGCGCAAUCUGCCUGCUGCCUCUCGACCGGAGGAAAAGGUUCCUGGAAAGCGAGUGCAGGGGUUGCUCGAUGACGAUGGCCAUGGCUAGGGCAUCUGCCUCGGAAGUGCAAAUGGCCAGAGGCAUGAUUUCAUCUAGUUCCGCUGUAACACGAUCAGAUACUGGCGCGCCAGUCAGCUUUCUGGCGGGCUUCGUAUCCGAAGACCGGUGGGAGCAACAACAGCAGCAAAGUGUGUCGCGACAUGAAGUGCCACGACACCAGCGUGACCGGGCAUUUCCGUUGCAGACGCGACAAUGGCUUCAUGCCUUCCUGGACACCGUUGCGCCGCUGGACCGGAGCAGGAGGGCCAACGCUUUGCCGACGGACACAGCCGAAGAUAUCGAUAAUUUUCCCGGCGGUGCUCCUGGUACUACCGGCAGCAGGAGCAGUUCUGAUCGAACCACAAUUACUGCUAGUGGUGCUUCGUCCUCCUCGGGCGCCAACGGCGCGUCCGCUGCGACUUCCUCUUCCCCAGAGGCUGGUACAGGACCUGCAAGCGAGAUCAGGGACGGAGUGGUUCCCGAGACGAACGACAAUCCAGUUCCUGAGGACCGGUCACGACCAAAUGGCGCUGCAGAUGGGAACACGAAUGGUCAGGGAGAAGAAGCAGCUGUCAUCGGCGUCGACAACAUCGAGGACGAAGAAAACGAUCGGAUGAUCAUCCGUGGAGUGGCCUGCGGGGCAAGAAAUAACGGACCACCGUCAGCGAAAGGCCUGGCGACAGCGUCCUCGUCCUCUUCUAGUACCCAGCGGGCUGCAAUACAACCCGAUCCGCCCAACCUGCACUGCAAAACCCACGCCUUCCACACGGACUGCAUUUGGCGCUGGAUCCGACAGGAGCUGAAUUCCGGCUUCCCGCUAUCGUAAGGAAAAAUCCCCCCUCCCCACAUUGAAAUCGUAUCCUUCUGAAAAUUUGUGAUGCGCAUUUGUUACCUCAAAUCCUGUCUGUCCUGCAAGAAGGCAAGUCCAGAGAGCGCCCCGCAUUUUGCAGGCGGUUUGUGAUGCUGUUGGGCUUAGAGCAUACGCGUUUGCCUCCAUGCUAGGCGCCUACGUCAAAACCUCUCGGCUGAGGCUCAGCCUAUGCCUGCAGUCCUCUACUGGAAGACAAAUCUGAUUUGUGUACGGAAAGCCAGCGUCAGAAACUUCGUUUUCGAUAUGGGGAGGGGGAUUUUUCCUCUUGAUACCCGCCCCGGUGUCCGGUAUGCCGCAGCUCGAUCCCGCGCGGAACCUGCAUUCACGUGCGGGACCUGUUCUGGGAUCUCGCGAAGAAGGGCGAGCUGCCGCGGGAGUGCCUGUCCGACGAGGAAAAACGAGUGCUGAACCAAUCAGAAGCACGGGCGAGAAACAGCUACCGCUGCUACAACAUCGACGUGCGCUUCCGUACGGGCUUCCUGGAAACGCUAGACCGUGCCAUGCGGACUCGCGUUGCGGCUGCACAGAGAGGGCAACAGCGGGCGGGCAAUGGAGGCAGUGGUGGAGUUGGGCUUCACGUAGGAAACAACCAGAACAGCCCAGCAGCCGUCGCGCGGCGAGAACGACUGGCGGAGAGAGGACAAGCAACUGCUGAGUAUGUCCCUCUAACCACGAGCACCGAUCCACGCGAGCAGCCGUCGCGGACUGCGCACGAGCAGGCAGUGCGGGACCGCAUUGCUCGCGAACAACAGGCCGACGACGAAUUCUAUGCGUGUUUGUGGGUAGUGUUCUGUGGCCUUUGCGAGCCCAUAUGGAACGGCUCCUGGUGCCCCGGGCCACCUGGUAGUUCAGGAAACUACGAUGCAGUCGGAAACGACAGCGCCGCAGCUGCGACCCCGGGGCAGCUGGAACCACAAAUAGAACGAAGCCAAGUUACCGGAGCCGAAAUCACGGCAGGAGCUCCUUCUGGCACCAAUCGGCCAGGAGGACGAGGAAGUGCCCGGGUAUCUUCAUCGGGUGCGACGCGCAGCAAUGCGACAGGUGCGCGCGCCUUACUUGGAGGUGGAAAUAACAAUAAUUCCGACGGAGAACAAGUAGAGGUAGACCAAGACCACGACGAAGAUGACCCGAACUCCCGCACGGCCAUCGUCCGUCGGGGGUGUUCCAGGUGUUGCGAGAAGCUCGCCCGGUGCGCCACUUUUAUGAGCGAGCGCGUCGAGCUUGCGGGCGCAGUGUGCGGAAAGGUGGGGGAGUUUUUCGGAAUGUUGCUCCUCGUUUUUGCAAUGAACCCGUGCUGUUGGUGUUUCGCGAUCCUCGGAGCUAUCAUCUACGUGGGGCAGGAACAGUCCCGGGAGCACGCACGGAUGCUGCAGGACCGGGAACACUGUCUGAACGUGAUUUGGCCGAACUACACUGUCUUUCCCGUGGCGCUGAAUUCGGAUGAUAGCGACUACCUGUUCGGGGGCUGUAGCGACAUUCCGGCGAGCGACUGCCCGCCCGUGAAAUACUUUGUGAAUAAGGACAGCUUUUUGCUCCGGGAGAUCAAACAAGCGGCCGGGGUUGCAUCUACAUCUAGACCUGACAAUGCAAAUCAUGCACUUGUUGCUGAAGAUGUUGUAGUUGCCAGAGAUCAUGAACAUGAUGAUCUUGCAGCGGCACACGAAGCAGCAGAGCGCCGACACCCUCAGCGAGAGCAUGAGCAGAAGGACGGCGUCGUGGUAAUUGACGAUGACGACUAUGACAGUACAAAUGCACGCCGGCGACGCUUCUACCACUACGUGAGCAACGAGCAGGCAAUGAGAAAUUUGCUCCAGCACAUGCAACACGAUACAAACUGGAGUGACCAGCGAAUAUUAGACUUUCUCCAAAAAGUCUCCGCGCAAGAGCUGCUACUCUACUGCUUCGGCAAGCCAACCGAAAGUGCGUUCGAGGAGCUGCUCACACGAGGGGCGCUGAAGCAGCGGCGGCUGCGGAACCGGGGCAGAACGAGAGUUCGCAACAGUUAUACCGACAGCGACGUCGCGCGCGUGCAUGACAAGAUAGAAGACAUCAUCAUCGACGAAGAGGCGACGCGGCAGUUACAGGAGAGAACAGACUACAACACUGGCGUUCCAGUAGCCAGUCUGCUCAGAAGACGACCGACGGCAGGCACAAGGAGUGCUGGUGCUUAAACUUAGAAGCGACUCCCUCGAUGUAAAUGUAAUCCCUCGAAGAUCGUUCAGCAGCGAUGGCACACGAAGCCAGCUCAGAGCUUCGUCUACGCUUUCUGUGACGCUCGGAAGAUACGACUGGUGCGAAGUCGUGAAACGUAUCGAAGUGUAUAGUAGUACGUAAAAGAAUGAUAAUGAUUAUGCAUUCACCUGCUAAAGGCACCAAUACCAAAUAAGUACUUUGAUUUAGUAGUAUGUUUGCCAACACGCACCCUCCUCCCUUUGUCUGAGAAACGACGAUCAGUCUUCUGAUUUUCCAUUUCCAAAUCAAAUGACGCGAAAAUAAAGAGAAAGAAUCUGAGCACUGGUAGAGAAAUUGAAAUGCUUCCAUAGAUUUUGCUGAUUCGAUGUCCAUGUUAUGGCUGUCGAAAAAAUGUAUCAAGAGAAAACCCCAGAGCAGAUACAGUUUGAAUUUCAUCUACGCUUUACCUUCUCACGGGAGAGUGCUACAAAUUUUAG
Amoebophrya sp. A120 is the source of this 4030-nucleotide messenger RNA. Lineage: Eukaryota; Dinophyceae; Syndiniales; Amoebophryaceae. The record is from the annotation of a GenBank genome assembly.